GACGAGAUCAGUGGGCCGACAGCCGUUGGUCCGACCUCUUCCAGCAGGCCACCUGCUCCUUCCCUCGACUCUCACGAUGACCAACAGACGUCAGCGGCCGAGGGUUCUGGUGACCAAGAGUCAUCUAAGCAGGGCUCGGAGGACAAGACCGCUCGUCCAACCAGCAUCCGCAAACGUCGGCCCAAGAAGAAGAGUAAAGCAUCUUUCCAGCGUAGCGAAGAGGUGCUACCAGCGCAUAUCCAUCCAAGUGAGAAGGCAACGAUUUCGGGUUACACUGCCCCCGGAGUUGUUGCCGAGGGUGCUGGUUUUGGAGGUAUCGCAGCCAGCAGUGCACAGACUCUUCGUUCAAGUCCAGCAGCUGGAGGAUCGAAGAGUUUGGCUCUCGGUUCCCAACUCCGACAAGGCACAUCGGCAGCCCAAAAGCGGGACCUUCUAGCGCUCGACAUGUAG
Messenger RNA from Dibothriocephalus latus, 450 nucleotides. The record is from the annotation of a GenBank genome assembly. NCBI's taxonomy places the organism in Eukaryota, Metazoa, Platyhelminthes, Cestoda, Diphyllobothriidea, Diphyllobothriidae.